GACGUGUGGCGAUAUAUAGAGUCUACUGGCACACUUCGGGUACGCACAUUGGGUGCAGAUCAGCCGGAGCCACAUCUUCAAACUGCAGCAAGCGGACCUAUUCAGUAAUACUAUUUAUCUGAUGAUAUCAGUGGUCAGUGAUUAGAUAAGACGCUGCAGGUACAUACCGCAUGUAAUAAGUGCUACAUCGUUUAUCAUAACGCACAGUUUGCGAGUACAUGUUACCGCGUAUUUGUGUCAGCUGAGUUUGGACAAUGAAGCACUUCAGUGUGUGUGUGUUCCUGUGGAUCUUUCUGUAUGUGGCUUCCUGUUCAGGUUCUACUUCCCCAUCAACAAGGGAUGCGGGAUCGGUUAACGUUAAUACCACAACGACGCCAAUGUCUUCAAAACAUGCAUCAAGUCCCCCGGGUACAGUCAAAAAGGCUGCUUUGUCGUCAGUCAGUGUUCCAGAAAGUUCAUCAUUCGUCACUAUUACCCAUUCAACACCGGAUCUAGUCUUCUCGGGCUCUGCUGACAAUGCUACUUCGACAACCAGCCCCACCACAGCCCCUGUGCAAGACCCUUUCCUCUCCAUGCUGGUCAACGCAUUCCUCUCCGCCGCCAACUCCAGCUCCACCAACACAACAUCCCCGACGUCCUCCUCACUUCCGGUUUCACUCUUGGCCAUGCAGAAAAAGAUUCCAGGAGGGAUGGGGAACUCCCUCUUGCCCUUUCUCAUGGGAGGAGGGUCCCUCGACCUUAACACAAUCACAAGUCUUUUUAAGAGCCUUGGUCCUCAACUCCCGUCCAUCUUGAAGGGGCUUAUACAGUCAAACACAAGCGGACUGACAGCAGAAGAACGAAUGUGUUCUGAAGAUUUGGAUACUUUCCUGGUGGGUCUUGUACAGUUGAAGCCUUGGGCUCUUACAAUGGUCGAUGCAUCAGGGAAGCCUGGCACCUCCAUUCUACAGGGGGCAACGACCUUUUUCGGCAACUUUGAUGAAUGUCUUGAUGUGGUCAGCGAGGCGGACCAAGCAACGGGGAGACAAGUAAAGGGGGACACCUGCGUUGUCUACAUUCGUCCACCUCCACAGCUGCUUAGCGCGUUGGGAGCUGGAAGUGCCGGUGCUGGGGCGAUUACCGGGGCGCCACUGACCUUUAAUUGGCAUUUGUGCGUCCCUCAGACGUGUGGCAGCAACAGGCUCAAGUCAGGCUUCCAAGGCCUAUUGUCUCGAGUCAACAUGACAAUAGCCCAAACCGUGUGUCACGCGGAGAUCAAGAACGGCCCCGUCGGUGAGGACAGUGCAGCUGUAGGAGGCAUCGUCCUGACGGCAAUCUUGGGCUGCCUUGUCCUUCUGGGGUCUGCUAUGGACAUGAGCAUCCGGGCUACCAAAGGUCGUCGUGAGAAGGUUCCCCUGACUCCUGGUCUGGAUGCAGUUCAGCUAUCAAAGAUCAGUACACAUUUCCAGUCGAAGGAAGACGAGGUCAUUGAGACAUCCCUGAGUAAUGGGAAUACAGAAGGUUUGAUUGGCAAUUUGCAAGGAAAUGGUCACGUGGAGAAUGGAGGAAUAGACAACCCUGCAGGUCCAACAUUACCUGCGACAAAUGGUGGACACUUUGUACAUUCCAAUGGUGGACAGCCGCUCAGAUCCGGGGAGAAGAAAUUGAACCAGAAACCCAAAUUAUGGCAGCGUGUCCUGUUGUGUUUCUCUGCCGUCAGCAAUGGGGAGAAGAUCCUCAGCGUCAAACGCUCACCUGGAUCUCUCACCUGUCUUAACGGCAUCCGGGUCCUCAGCAUGAGCUGGGUCAUUUUGGGUCACACGUUCCUCGAACUCAUGGCUAACGCAGAAAACGGAGCCAUUUUCAUCCCGAUAACAAAGAGCUUAAGUUUCCAGGUCAUUUUAAAUGGUACAUUAGCUGUCGACACCUUCUUUGUUCUCAGUGGCCUGUUGGUGACGUACUUGUUCCUGAAGGAGACGGAGAAGGCUGGAGGUCUGAAGGUGAAGCACAUGAUCCUGUACUACGUCCACCGCUUCUGGAGAUUGACACCUGCGUACGCCUAUGUGAUAUUCAUCUACACGUUCGUUAUGCCGUAUUUGGUUGAUGGUCCUACAUGGAACAGUUCUACUGACAAGACGUUUUGUGAGAACAACUGGUGGGCCAACAUACUAUACAUCAAUAACCUUUACAAAGCGGACAAAUUGUGUAUAGCUUGGAGCUGGUACCUAGCGAACGACAUGCAGUUCUAUGUCGUGGCUCCUCUGGCGUUGGUCCCAUUGGCACUAAGUUCCCAGAUGAAGGACACCACCUCAAGGAAGGUCCUGAAGCUGGUUGGUUUGUGUGUGACUCUCGGAUACAUCAUCACCAGCAUCAUCUGCAGUGCCUACUUUUCCUAUCACAACUACAAAGAUGUGACAGGGAAUUUCCUGAACGUGUACAUUAAACCCUGGGUCCGGAUCGGACCAUUUGCCAUUGGGAUGAUUCUAGGCUACAUGCUUCAAACGAAGAAGUCAAAGAUCAGGAUCUCUCCCUUCCUGCAAAGUUUGGGAUGGUUCCUAGCUCUGGCGGCAGCCGGCACGUGCACACUGUUAACCUAUGACGACGCAAAUGGAGCACCCUGGGGAAUUGAUCCAAAGACGGCUUUCGAUACACUCUUCAGACACGUAUGGUCGCUGGUUUUGGUGUGGGUCAUCUUCAUGUGCUGCAAGGGAAAAGGAGGUAUCGUGGAUUGGAUGUUGUCCUGGGACUGGUGGCAGCCUCUCUCUCGGCUCACAUACGGGGCAUACCUCGUACAUCUUAUCUUCAUGCUCGCUGAAACGUCAACGAUGAGGUCACUCAUCUUCUAUACGCAAGGAUAUAUUGUGUACCGCUUCUUCGGCUACGUGUGCAUGUCGUUCAUCUUCUCCUUCCUGCUUGCCAUCCUGGUGGAGGCGCCCAUGCUGCAGCUGGAGAAGUUGGUGCUGUCCUGAGCCACAGCAGGUGCUGACCACGUGGCCAUACAACUACUUCGACCAAAAUAUACCCGUACCACUUGUAGAAUACUGGUACCUUUAUCGAGCACCUGUACCGAGACGUCUCACAGAAAGAACAAAGUCCACUCUGUCUUCAUUGAUACUACAGCUUCUAACAUGCCACCUUAACAGACUGUAACAUGAUCAUAAACUACUACAUGUAGCAACAAAUGAAUUAACGGACAUAGUUCUCUGGAUAAACAACUUCACCAUUGUAAUAAAGAAGUUUUAUAUCCUGACAUAUGUGUUUAUUCAUAAUACUGAAAGGCCAUAGGCCUAUAGUACAUGUUAUAUAGUAAUGGGUGUAUAUACAUGUAAAAGGUAACACAUUUGGAUCUUCUUAGCUUCAUGGCAUGCAAUAUGUACAUUGACAGCUUUUUUGUUAUUGCUACAUUCUUACUUGACAUUAAUGUAACAAGUUUCUGUAGACUUGGAUAACGGGUAUAAUAUUUAUCAGUGAACUGUUUUCUGAGUUCAGCACACAAAGGACAAAGUAGUAAGAAAUGGUAUUCACUUUCUACAGUGUUAAAAUCACAAAACUGACAAAUUCUGUGUUCUCUCACGAUCCCCAUAUAUCUUCUCGUCUCGAUAAAGAGUUCGUGUGAACCACAUCUGAAUCUUGCAAGUGCAAUUCGAAAUGUUUUGUGUCACAUCUAAUAAGUAUUGCUCUCCAAAGAAGCUGUUUUUAAAGAAGGAUUAACUUGAUAGUUUCUUUGAUACUGAUAAGGAAAAAUGCCAAUUUUGAAUGUACAUAUCUUUCAGGUCUGAGUGAAAGCAUCUAGGAAAUGAUCUGGUAAAUACGUAUCCUGUUCUGUCCAUAUAUUACCAUAACCUCAUGAAUAAAGCUGAUGCUUAACAGAA
This is a messenger RNA of Haliotis rufescens (red abalone), 3851 nucleotides long. RefSeq lists its product as uncharacterized. NCBI's taxonomy places the organism in Eukaryota, Metazoa, Mollusca, Gastropoda, Lepetellida, Haliotidae. The transcript has 15 exons. Bases 255 to 2948 code for a protein of 897 amino acids. Gene Ontology annotation, molecular function: acyltransferase activity, transferring groups other than amino-acyl groups. The record is from RefSeq and is a predicted model, not a curated record.